GCGCCACUCUUCAUCGACCCCUUUCACUGCGGCUCGAAAGCUGAGCGGACUGGCCCGCUUCUCAUCCAAAUCACAGCUAGCUUUCAUUGUGAAAUAUAAAAAACACUUCUGCUUUGUGACACCGCCUGCUCCUUCGCAAAUGCAAGCAAUUAAAUGCGUGGUGGUCGGCGACGGGGCCGUGGGUAAGACCUGUCUGCUGAUCAGCUACACCACCAAUGCCUUCCCCGGAGAGUACAUACCCACUGUCUUUGAUAACUACUCUGCCAAUGUGAUGGUAGAUGGGAAACCAGUGAAUCUGGGUCUAUGGGAUACAGCAGGACAGGAAGACUACGACAGACUGAGACCACUGUCCUAUCCACAGACGGAUGUGUUCUUGAUAUGCUUCUCCCUGGUCAGCCCGGCCUCCUUUGAGAACGUCCGAGCUAAGUGGUACCCUGAAGUGAGACACCACUGCCCCAACACCCCUAUUAUCCUGGUGGGCACCAAGCUGGAUCUGAGAGAUGACAAGGACACCAUCGAGAGGCUGAGGGACAAGAAGCUGUCCCCCAUCACCUACCCCCAGGGCCUGGCCAUGGCAAGGGAGAUAGGUCAGUGCUGUGAAGUACCUGGAGUGCUCGGCCCUGACCCAGCGAGGGUUGAAGACUGUGUUUGACGAGGCCAUCCGCGCCGUGCUCUGCCCCCCGCCCGUCAAGAAGAGGGGCAAGAGGUGCACCGUGUUCUGAGGGCUCUCAUUGGUCCAGGAGAAACAGCCAACAUGGCGGCCAUCGACAUGACGAUACGUCUGGUACUACUAAAACAUCACCAUAAUGACCACUACUUCUCUUCGGGACGAAUCCUGACUUGAGACACCACGUAAUGGCAAUUUAACUGAUGUUUGUGUAAAUAACACAUUCAUGUCUAUGGAAUAUUUGAUCUUAAGUUAGGAUUCGGCCCUAAUGGAAAGAGAAUUACUGGACUUUUUUUUUUUUACAGUAGGAAAAUGAUUUGAUCAGGUGUAAAGAUAUGCGUUGUCAAGUUGCCAUUUGUUUGUUUUACACAGAGGAAAGCACUCCUCUGUGGUCAGUUAAAGUGUCUACUCUCACCCUCCUCCCUCUCAGUCUUGUUUGCUUGAAUUGAUACAGGACUCAAAACAGCCUGUAUUGCCUGAGUAAUGCCUCUGAUGGAGGUGCUUGCAUGGGUCUAAACAAUCUGUCUUCAUUUUCCCAACGUCCUUUGUAUAUGUUAAUUUGCAUUGGUGUGUGUGUGUGUGUGUGUGUGUGUGCUUGCAUGCAUGUCACUGUAUGUGUGAGAGAGUCAAGUUUCAAGCAUUGUCAAGUUUUUGGUACUAUUUCAUAUUGUAUUGUAGUGAUACACAAGACUCUGCAACAAACUGUCGACUCAAAAAAGAAAAGGGAAAUGGAUGAUCACAAGCGUGGUCUGUUUUAUGUGUUACCCAAACUAAGUCUAGUAAUGUCAAAAAUAAUCAUUAAAAAAAAACUUUGAGGAGGAAUGCAUUAUCGAUAUAUCUAUUUAUUAUGUACCUGAAUAUUUUUCUUUUUAAUUCCAGACAAUUCAAAAUAAAAGGAUAAUAGUAACUCACUUUGAAUCUAGAGGUAUCAUAUUGCAAAAAAAUAUAAUUAAUUAACCAGUGCAUUUCUGUGGUUGUUGUAGACCUGCAGUAUAACUGUAUGUCCCACUCUGGUGGUGAGAUACAGAACUGCAGUCUUCUCCAUCAUGACGUUUUUGGUUGGCAUAGCAACUGUGUGGUUGAAUAAUGUGUCUCUGAGCCUGUCCAAGGUGUCAAUACUGGCUUUGGGUAGAAGUUUUCCUCAGGCACAGAUCUAGGAUCAGUUUACCAUUCCUCAAUGCAAAACUGGUCUUAGAUCAGUGUCUAGGGGUAACUUCAUCCUAUUCCUUAAUACUGUAGAUCAGAAUUCUGAAAAGCUACUAAAACUACUACUGCAUGGAUAUGAACUGGUGAUUCGAGCCCGUUGUUAUUAAAAAGAAAGCUUUUUUUUAAUGCACUGGCAAUGUACUGUAAGAUGACUUGUAUAAUGGUUUAAUUGUUUGUCUUAUUUUUUAUGACUUCACAUGUCAAUGUCGUGAAAUCUUUCAAUUUUGUAUAAUAAAUACAAAUGUAUAUGUAA
Messenger RNA from Coregonus clupeaformis (lake whitefish), 2126 nucleotides. RefSeq names its product Rac family small GTPase 3b (gene rac3b). Gene Ontology annotation, cellular component: cell cortex; plasma membrane; cytoplasmic vesicle. Lineage: Eukaryota; Metazoa; Chordata; Actinopteri; Salmoniformes; Salmonidae. Gene Ontology annotation, molecular function: protein kinase binding; GTPase activity; GTP binding. The record is from RefSeq and is a predicted model, not a curated record. Gene Ontology annotation, biological process: small GTPase-mediated signal transduction; actin filament organization; cortical cytoskeleton organization. The transcript has 6 exons. The coding region runs from base 140 to 652 and encodes 170 amino acids.